Messenger RNA from Candoia aspera, 1690 nucleotides. RefSeq names its product E3 ubiquitin-protein ligase TRIM7-like. The record is from RefSeq and is a predicted model, not a curated record. The coding region runs from base 106 to 1674 and encodes 522 amino acids. Lineage: Eukaryota; Metazoa; Chordata; Lepidosauria; Squamata; Candoiidae. The transcript has 7 exons. Gene Ontology annotation, cellular component: cytoplasm. Gene Ontology annotation, molecular function: zinc ion binding; protein binding; ubiquitin protein ligase activity. Gene Ontology annotation, biological process: protein ubiquitination.
AGCUCCCUGCUCUGAUUUUCCUUCUCCUCUAAACUCUAAAGAGCCUUUCCCAUCUUAUCCAGGGGCUGACUCAUUGCCAACGUAAGAAAACCAGAAGCUUCAGAGAUGACCUUUGAACACCAGCUGGCUUCUGGCACAGGAACCCCUGCCCUGUGUUUCGUGUCCAGCAUUCGCUCUCUGUACGCUGCAGCGAAAGCAGGAAGAGGGGAAGGAGAAGGAGAAGGGGGUAUCGCUGCAGCCAUGGCUGCUGUCUUCCUUCCAGGAAACCUUCAAGAUGAAGCCACUUGCUCUGUUUGUCUGGAAUACUUCAAAGAUCCUGUGUCCAUCCAAUGCGGGCACAACUUCUGCCGGGCUUGCAUCACCAAGAGCUGGAAGAGCCUGGAGGUGGAUUUCCCUUGCCCCCAGUGCAGGGAAGUGUUCAAGGAGAAGAGCCUCAGGCCCAACCGACAGCUGGCCAACAUGUCUGAGAUCAUCAGCCAGUUCAUCCUGCAUGGUGGGAAAGGCCUCGAGGAGGAGAAGAUCUGUGAGAAGCACAAGGAGGCCCUUAAGCUCUACUGCAAAGACGACCAGAAGACCAUUUGCGUGGUGUGUGACCGGUCUCGGGACCACCGGCCUCACGCUGUGGUGCCUGUAGAGGAGGCAGCCCAGGAGUACAAGGAACAAAUUCAGACUCGUUUGGAUUUCUUGAAAAAAGAGAGACAAGAGCUCCUGGAAUUCAAAACACAGGAUGACAAGAAGAGCCAAGAACUCCUGAAAACCAUAGAAACUGAGAGACAGAAGGUCCUCUCUGAAUUUGAAGGGCUGCGCCAGUUUCUUCAUGAGCAAGAACAGCUUCUCCUUGGUCAGCUGGACAAGAUGGAGAAGGGCAUCAUGAAAAGACAGAAUGAAAACAUCACGGAGCUGUCCAAGGAAAUUUCCCUCCUCAACAAAUUCAUUGCUGAUCUGGAGGACAAAGGCCAAGAACCACUGCUUGAUUUCCUCAAGGAUGUGACAACUACUAUUGCCAGAAGUGACAAUGUUAAAUGUCAGAAGCCUAUUCCAGUUUCCUCUGACAUGAAAGGCCACGUCUCCAACUUCUCUCUGAAGACGGUGGCUCUCAAGGGAGUGCUUAAGAAGUUCAGAGAUCAUCUGCGAGAUGAACUGGGGAAAGGUGAGAAAGAGGACUUGCUCCUGGAUCCAGAGACGGCCAACCACCUCCUCCUCAUCUCUUCAGAUCUCAAGACGGUGCGCAUGGGCUGCCGGAAGCAAGAUCUCCCUGACAACCCCAAACGCUUUGAUACCAACUCCCGAGUCCUGGCGACAGAAGGAUUCAAGUCUGGGCGGCAUUACUGGGAGGUGGAGGUGGGGUCUGCCGAUGGCUGGGCCUUCGGAGUGGCUAAGGAAUCGGUGCGACGGAAAGGGCUGACCCAGUUUUGCCCCGAAGAGGGCAUCUGGGCACUGCAGCAAAAUGGUGGGCGAUAUUGGGCAAUCACCACCCCUCAACGCACCCCAAUUUUCCUGAACGAGAAGCUCAUUAAAAUUAGAAUCUACUUAGACUACGAAGGAGAAGAAGUGUCCUUCUACAAUGCUGACACCAUGCAGCACAUCUUUACCUUUAAUGUUGCCUUCACCGAGAGGAUGUUUCCCCUCUUCUCAGUUUGCUCCACGAUAACCUACAUUAAACUUUGCUCCUGAAAUGAAGAGGAUGCUU